AUGGCCAGCUCGCAACCUGCUCUUCCCAUCUUGGUCGCAUAUACCGCACUUUGCACAUCAAUUUUUCUAGUUGCACUCGACACUGUACUGAUCCCGACUGCGCUACCCACGAUAUCCGAGUCUUUCAAUAUCCCCGACUCGUUGUAUGCUUGGACAGGUUCAGCAUAUCUCCUCGCGAACGCCUCCUCUAUCCCCUUCUGGGGAACGCUGGCGGAUGUCUUUGGCCGGAAGCCGAUACUUCUUGUGGCGAACGCAAUAUUUCUAAUUGGGAGUAUCAUAUGUGCGGUGAGCGUCAAUGCACCCAUGCUAGUUGGUGGAAGGGCUGUCCAAGGCCUUGGAGGGGGUGGUGUGAACUGCUUGGUGUACGUCUGUGUUAGUGAUCUGUUCACCAUCCGAAAUCGCUCCUUUUAUCUCGGACUAGUGGGUGCUGUCUGGGCUGUAGCAUCAGCUCUUGGUCCUGUCCUCGGAGGUGUUUUCGCUGAGAAACUCAACUGGCGAUGGUGUUUCUACAUCAAUCUACCCAUCGUCUCAUUCUCAAUCAUCCUUCUUUACUUUACUCUACAUCUCCACAAUCCUCGCACCCCCCUCUUGGCCGGCAUGCGAUCGAUCGACUGGCUCGGCACAUUCACCAUUCUCACUGCGACCAUCCUGCUCCUCGUCGGUUUACAGACAGGCGGUACAAAAUCGUACAGCUCACCGGUGGUCAUCGUAUUGUUGUUCCUCGGGUCUGUAGCCUACCUUAUCUUCCCCGUUACUCAAUGGUGGGAGGACAAGAAUGGAGGCACACCAAUAAUGCCCCUCCGCAUCUUCCGUGACACCAGCAACCUCAGCGCAUUGGGAGUGUGCGCCUUCGACGCCCUCGUCUUCAACUCCGUCGCUUACUUCGUACCGCUGUACCUACAGAUCGUCGCCGGCCAGAGCCCUUCCGCGACUGGCAUACUAAUGCUUGCACUCGCUAUCCCGCUGACUAUCGUCUCUCUUACGUCGGGCUUCGUCAUCGAGAAGACAGGUCGCUUCAUGGACUGGCUACAAGUCGGCUUACUGCUCACGACUGCUGGAAUCGGCGCGCUGAUCAGCCUUACGGAGACUUUUGAUCUGGGCAAGGCAAUCGGAUUUCUGGUCCUGAUAGGAGCGGGAUUUGGUCCGACAUUUCACACGCCACUGAUCGCAUUGCAGACGCGCAUCAAAGACACAGAUAUGGCUGUUGGCACCGCGACAUUCGGGUUUGUGCGCAUGUUGUCUGGGGCUAUUGGUGUUGUUAUCGGUCAAGUCAUCUUCCAGGCUCUAAUGAGUGAUAGACUCGAUAGCAUUGUCGACGCAGGCGUCCCUCCGGCUUUCGCAGAACAGCUUGCAGGCGGUGAAGCGGUGAGUCAGGCCAGUGCUGUGGCAUUGCUUGAUGCGGCACAGAAGAUUGUUGUUAGGCAGGGUUUCAUGGGUGCACUGAGGGGUACUUUUAUUUGCUACACCGUUGUUGCAGCGCUGGGGCUGUUGAUGACGUUUGGAAUCAAGAGGGUGACGCUCAAACGAGAGACGGAAGAAAACGCGCAGUUCGAACCAACGCCACGAAUUGCAGGGGACGUGGAAACACUAUAA
Didymella exigua CBS 183.55 is the source of this 1593-nucleotide messenger RNA. Its product is annotated as MFS general substrate transporter. The transcript is spliced from 2 exons. Lineage: Eukaryota; Fungi; Ascomycota; Dothideomycetes; Pleosporales; Didymellaceae. The record is from RefSeq and is a predicted model, not a curated record. Gene Ontology annotation, molecular function: transmembrane transporter activity. Gene Ontology annotation, biological process: transmembrane transport. The coding region runs from base 1 to 1593 and encodes 530 amino acids.